UUGAGUUAGCUUGAUUUUUAUUUUUGCAUUAAAUUAAUAAUCUACCUGUUUGUAAAUUUAUAAUUGUUAGUCUGCGUGCUUUUAAUUUAUCGUUUUUAAAUUUAAAUUUUAAUAAGAUUGAACACUAUCUUUAAAGUAAUUGUAUAAUAUAAAUGUAUUAAAACAAUGUUUUUUAGACGUUUAAAACUAUCACAUACACGAUGUUUUUUACCGGCCUUUUUCUUGAAUAAAAAUGAAUACGAUAUAGAAGGAACCGAAGUCUUAGAUACGAAAAAAGUCCGUGGAUGGCAAGGUGUCGUGAACGCGUUUUCCACCGACGAAGAUGGUAAUCCGUCUCCAGAUGUAAGAGCUAUAUUUUCAACAAUAUGUUACAGCAGUUUGAUGGGUGGUGUAUAUGGAAGCUUAUCAUACAGUAAACGGGCUUAUGAGGAUUUUUUCCAGAAGAACCAAUCAACACUGUUUCAAAAUCAGUUUGAAGCCAAAGCCAAACUACAAUCUCAAGUUACAUUGGCAAUGGCAAGAGGCGUCUUUAAAUGGGGAACCAGAGUAGCACUAUUCUGCGGAACUUUUACAACUAUAGUAACUGCCGUAAAUGCGUAUACACAAAAGGUUACUUUAAUUAGUUAUGCAACAGCUGGUUUUGUAGUUGGUGGAAUUGCAAGAAUAAGUUUUGGUAUGAAAGGUUUUCUUGUUGGAUCUACAUUGGGAGCUAUUUUAGGUGUCAUUGCUGGAAGUUGUACAUUAUUAAUAUUAAAGUUUUCUUCUUUUACUAUGGAUGAAUUAAAAGAAUGGCAGAGCGAAAGUCAAAUAGAAAGAGACUUAUAUUUUGUUAAGGAACAAAAAACAUCUCGGAUAUUCAAGUAUGAUAAACCACCUGAACUAGAAGAACAUGAAAAAAGAAUACAACGAUCAGAAAUUCAUGAACAAUUUCAGAAUAAAAAAUAACUGUUAUGAUUUUUGAAUGAAGUGUAUGGUUCUUUGUCACCAGCUCCGUCAUAUGACAAAAUUCAUACUUCAAAGGCCUUGAUGAACUGUUAAUCGCAGUCUAAUAAUCCUCUUGGCACCCAAUUCUUUCUAAAAAUUAGUUGUUGCUUCUACAGAAUUUCAAUGGUCACCAGCAUAACUUACACAUGAAUCGACUGUUAACAUGUAAAUAUUGUUAUAAUUGUUAGUAAUUUGUGAUGAAGUAAAUAGUGUUAUUAUUUUAGUAUAUUAUAUGUGUAACUUAAUUAUUCA
Molecule: messenger RNA, 1236 nt
Organism: Metopolophium dirhodum (rose-grain aphid)
Lineage: Eukaryota; Metazoa; Arthropoda; Insecta; Hemiptera; Aphididae
Gene: 140up
Product: RPII140-upstream gene protein
Exons: 7
Coding region: 166-945 (259 amino acids)
Cellular component (GO): mitochondrion
Source: RefSeq, a predicted model, not a curated record